Molecule: messenger RNA, 735 nt
Organism: Trichoderma virens Gv29-8
Lineage: Eukaryota; Fungi; Ascomycota; Sordariomycetes; Hypocreales; Hypocreaceae
Exons: 2
Coding region: 1-735 (244 amino acids)
Source: RefSeq, a predicted model, not a curated record
AUGUUAUGGCGUUGCUUUGCCAUCACGGACAGGCGCAUGCGGGCCAAGGCGUGGGGUCCGGCUGACUUAACCGCUUCGAACGCAUACUUCUGGACGGCUCAGGGAAUUGGCGUCCGAGACCUCGGCCAAACCCGUUAUUGUGACGCUUCAGGGAGUGCAAGCUCUCUAUACGAUGACGAGAGCGUUGUGAGCAAAACGUUUGCGGGCACUGCCGCCAUCGACACCAUAUUCUUUGGGCUUCUACGAGUGUGGGCGACGUUCUGGUUGACUGAUGGUUAUUCAUAUGCCACCGAGAACAGCGGUAUCGCACUCAUGAAGACUGGCAGCUCGACGUUUAAUCUUUCGAGGCCGGGGUCAAUAUCCCAGCUAGAGGCGCAGCCUAUGACCUCCAUUGGCCUUCUUGGUAUGGGAACGCCGUCAUCUGCCCCCGAGAGACGCUUUCAUUCAACUAACAGUUGGCGCGGCUGGGUCUUCUGCAUCCUUUAUAUCCUACCAGUAGUCCGUCUUUGGGUCCUCUGCGUCACAUACCUGCUCCCUUUCUCCAACAGCGAGAGCCUCACAAUCACGACCCUCCUACUUGUUGCAUUCUAUCUCUUCUUCCUCUCGGCCUCUCUUGUUAUUUACACUUUCUACUUCGUACGUGGUCCUUCAAUGAGCACCAUUAUCCCCUGCAAAACCUCACUUUGGUAUAAGAUCUAUACGUCUAAGGCGCCGUAUAUUAAAGAAAGAUUAUAA